AUGGAAGCUAGCACAGUUGCUAAAAUUUUAGUUGACAAUGUUAUAACUAGAUUUGGUAUUCCAAACAAUAUUCAUUCAGAUCAAGGAUCACAGUUUGAAAGUAAGCUUUUCCGUGAGUUAUGUAAUUUAUUACAGAUAAAGAAAACAAGGACAACACCAUAUCAUGCUCAAUCUGACGGAAUGGUGGAAAGGUUUAAUAAAACAUUAGCUUCAAUGUUAAGUAAUUCAUGCAAACAGAAUGCGAAAAGCACCAAAACAGUUUUAACAUUUGAAGAGAGCCCAGUAAUUUCUGAUUCUUUUCAGGAAGAUACAAUCAUAGAUGAACAAGAGAUAGAGAAUCGUGAAGAAAUAGUAUCAAGUAAAAGUAGAUAUGGUAGGGAAAGAAGAAACCAUAUUGGUUUAAUGAUUAUAUUUUAUUCUAUUUCCAGGUCAGCAUUAUCAAGAGAUAAAAUGUCAAAACAUGCAGGUGAGGGGGGGCGAAAAAAGAAAGAAUACCAUGUGAUGUGUGUGGAGUAA
This is a messenger RNA of Ruditapes philippinarum (Manila clam), 516 nucleotides long. RefSeq lists its product as uncharacterized. The record is from RefSeq and is a predicted model, not a curated record. The transcript is spliced from 2 exons. Gene Ontology annotation, molecular function: nucleic acid binding. Gene Ontology annotation, biological process: DNA integration. NCBI's taxonomy places the organism in Eukaryota, Metazoa, Mollusca, Bivalvia, Venerida, Veneridae. Bases 1 to 516 code for a protein of 171 amino acids.